Molecule: messenger RNA, 2622 nt
Organism: Talaromyces atroroseus
Lineage: Eukaryota; Fungi; Ascomycota; Eurotiomycetes; Eurotiales; Trichocomaceae
Exons: 1
Coding region: 1-2622 (873 amino acids)
Biological process (GO): regulation of DNA-templated transcription
Molecular function (GO): zinc ion binding; DNA-binding transcription factor activity, RNA polymerase II-specific
Source: RefSeq, a predicted model, not a curated record
AUGUCGGGGGACGCUGACCCUCCAGCCGCCGCCCAGCACCGCUCGACGGCAUCCGCCGCUCCUCGCAAGAGACGCAAGAGAACGACGGCCGCCGGCGGUGCAGCCGACGAUUGCUUCACCUGCGCAGCGUCCGGCCUGAAGUGCGACCGCCGCCGUCCGUACUGCAGCCAGUGCCUCGACCAGGGCAGAGACUGCGCCGGAUACAAAACCACGCUGACCUGGGGCGUGGGCGUGGCCAGCCGAGGGAAGCUGCGAGGCCUGUCGCUGCCGGUCUCAGACGGCACCGCCAGCCAGCCCAAAUCUGCGCUCAAGGCGCGCAAGCAACUCGACCAUCCUCCUGCUCGCCGCAAGAGAUCUGCCACAGGCUCGCCGUCCAUCGUCACCCCGUCCGAGACCGAGACCGAUCCGUUUGCCGUCACUUCCUCGCCCGUUGAGACCUACCACCAGCCAGUACACUGGCCGCCGCGGGUUUCUCAGCCUCCAUUGGCACUAGACACCUUCCAGCAGGUCAAUGACCACGGCGUUGUGUAUCAUGGACCGGCAGCUAUACAAUUCCCCGCAGAUGUCUUCCCCGCGGCCGAGUUGAGUCCUCAGCAUACGUCGCCGGACGUUCCGAGUUCAGCCUGGGCCGUUCCUUUAACCGCGACAUCGACUUCCUCGUAUCCUGGCUCUAGCAGUAUUCCUUAUGCCCCUGAAUAUCACCAGCCCGACUAUCAAACCGGGUUCUAUACGCUGCCCCCUGCCGUGGCAAGUCACCGGUGUUCGUCUUCUCAAAUCAAACAUGAAAACGAGCUGGAAGAAGAGCAUCUUCUGUCGCUCGUCUAUGAGGAUCAUCAUCCUCAUCAUCGAUAUCCAGUGGCUUCGUACAGGCAGACACAGACUUCGUGGCACUUUACCCAGAGUCCUUUUGCAAAUUCGCUGCCAGACAUGCUCCUGGAACAGUCCGUCGGCCGGACACCGCGAAUGCGGUAUUUGAUUAGCUACUUCGCAGAGGUGAUUGCCCCCGUGAUAGUUGCCUUUGACCGGCCCAGCAAUCCAUACCGCACACGGAUUCUGCGACUGGCACAUCAUAGCGAGACGUUACAGCAUGCCAUUGCAGCGCUGUCGGCGAGUAACAUACGGCAAAGACGAGAAGAAAAGAUUCUCUCCACCGAAAGAACGGAGCAGGCUCGAAAGUCAUCCAUGGCACACCGAGCGCUCACCGAUGCGUCGUUCCAGGAACGACAUGGAAUCAAGGAUCUAGGGACAGAGAACCGCGAAGAAGUCUAUCACAAAUCCGUGGCGAUCAGAUCGCUCAACUCGCUACUUGCAGAUCCCUCGAAGCGACAUAGUGACUCGGUGCUGGCGUCCCUGUUGGUUCUCUGCCUGUUUCACGUGUGUGAAACCGGCGUUGCUCAGUUUCAGACACAAUUUGCCGGCGUCCGGAAACUUCUAGCCAUGAGACAUCGCAACAACAUGGCCGAAUCUGAGGAAGCCAAGUGGUGCACGAGGAUGUUUACAUGGUUUGACGCCAUGACGGCCACCAUCAAUAACCGCGAAGGCCAGUUGCAAGGCCUGUAUCUCGACAAGACCUGUUUGUCUGAUGAAGAAUGGGCCUUGGAGAAUCUGGCCGGUUGCGACGGUCGGCUGUUCAAAAUCAUGGCACGGCUGGGCCGCUUGAAUGUAUUGAGCCAGAAUCGCCCGGUUGAUCCUUCGUAUAACAUCGAUAUGCCGGUUUCCAUGCCUAUUGUGCCUCCGUCGUUAUCCCACUAUCAUGCUGUUCCCAGCGGAAUCCACACAGCGUAUGCACCCUCGUCGUAUGAGAGCCCUCAAACGGCGCACAGCGGAGAUACAACAGAAUUCUGGACGGAAUGGCACUCGAUCCGCCAACAGCUAGAAAGCUGGCGACUCGAUCCGACGACCCUGUUAGCCAGUGGCUACGACGUGAAUAACCUCCCUUUCCAAUCAUCCCCCAACUCAAACGACUCUCUUUCAUCCUCAGGGACUUCCGGAUCCACCAUGGGAUCUUCCCCGACAGCGCCAACUUUGACUGUCUCAUCAAAUAAUCUGGCUGAUCUUUCCAACAUCUCCGAAGCAUUCCGGUAUUCGGCCUUGCUCUACACCGAACGCGUCGCGCAUCCAGAUAUCCCAUCGACCCACACACGCAUUCAGACAUUCGUGAUUACGGCAAUGCAUUACAUUGCCGCAGUCGAAUCAGAUGUGUACCUUCUCUGGCCACUAUUCAUCACAGGCUCGGAAUGCGUCUAUGAAGAGCACCGCGCAGCGAUUCGAAAUCGUUGCAAGGACAUCCAGAAGGACUCUGGUUUUUACAACAACAUCUCAUGUCUCGAAUUACUCGAGAAAAUAUGGGCGCGCAACCCAGCCGUGAGCAGCCAAAAUCGAUAUUCUAUGCCAUAUCAUCCUCAUCCUCAUCCUCAUCCUCAACACCAUUACCAGGAUCUUUAUAUGAAUCAUGGGUACUCGGGCAGUCCCGUCUCGAACAUGCGUGCCCAAACACGAGAUGUUUCACUAUCUUCUGCUCAGGGGUUCGUAUCCGGGCCCAGUCCUCCAGAUGCCCAUGGGUUCAGAUGGCAGAGCAUUAUUGAAGCGGAGGGGGUAGAUGGGGAGUAUAUAGUUGUCUAG